Messenger RNA from Setaria italica (foxtail millet), 1141 nucleotides. Its product is annotated as G patch domain-containing protein 4. The record is from RefSeq and is a predicted model, not a curated record. The coding region runs from base 75 to 923 and encodes 282 amino acids. NCBI's taxonomy places the organism in Eukaryota, Viridiplantae, Streptophyta, Magnoliopsida, Poales, Poaceae. The transcript has a single exon.
GUUCUCCUCCUAAAACCCUAACCCCACCCCCACCCCCAAAGCGCAGCUCAGCUCACUAGCCGGCGGCGGGGGCGAUGAGGGCGAUCACAGGCGCCGUCGUCUCCUCCAAGCCCUGCUCCCUCUCCAAGGCCUUCCGCAUCCUCGACCUCUUCUACAACUCCGCCGCCUCCGACCUCCCCUCCGCCGACUGCGCCACUUACCUCAGCACCGCCACCGAGGCCACCAGGGAGCACGAGCUCUUCCGCCGCGGGCUCCGCGGUAAUCAGCAGCAGGGCGCCGCCAAUCUCCAGGCCCAUGAUUAUGAGGGCGAGAUAAAGCACCAAGACCGGGAGAGGAAAGGGGACAUGGCUGUUCCAACCGGUGGUUCCCAGCGCGAUUCCGCCGCGGAGGUGGAGCCAGAUGUUGCCGCCGGUGAGAAGAAGAGCAAGAAGAAGAAGAAUAAAGAGGAUCGGCAGCAGGGCAUAGCUGCUGCUGGCGUUGAAUCGCACAUUCCCUCUUCAGCAGGAAUCGGCAGCGAGAAGAGGAAGAAGGAGAAACAUUCACAUAAGGAAAUCAUCGUCCAUGUGAAGCAGGAGCCUGAUUUAGUGGACGAAGAAUUGUUGAGUGAGAAGAAGAGCAAGAAGAAAAAGGAGAAGGGUCGUGUAAAACUAGAAGAUGAAGCGAGGGAUGUGAAUAAAGUGGGCGGAAAAAUUGUCAACGAUGGUGGGUUAGAACAAAAUGUUGCUGGUGGGGAGAAGAAAAGGAAGAAAAAGAAGCAUGAAGAGGAGGAAGUCAACUUCAAGGAUGUGAAGCAGGAGGAGAAAAUGGUCAGUGAUGGUGGUCCGGACAGUGAGAAGAAGAGGAAAAAGAAGAGGGGGAGAGGUGACAAUGACGAUAAUGCUCUGGAGCAAGUAGAGCAUACAAAGAAGAAGCAACGGAAGUAAUCCUAAGAUUAGUUAGGGGAAUCGUUACUGAUUGGAGAUGUACGGGAAUUUUGUGAACUGGUGAGGUUGUUCUGCUGUUGUAUUUUAGGCCUCCAUUUGGUUGGUGAGGUUGGGCUCUUUUUGCCACUGUGCUAGACUCCACAGUUUUGUUAUGUAACAUCCGAUUCAUAUGCCAUGGCGAUUCGAUUCUAGCAAUGAUAUUUCCAUUUUUAAUGUCA